This is a messenger RNA of Colletotrichum truncatum, 1050 nucleotides long. The record is from RefSeq and is a predicted model, not a curated record. Lineage: Eukaryota; Fungi; Ascomycota; Sordariomycetes; Glomerellales; Glomerellaceae.
AUGGCAGCGUCCCUUCCCUCGCCCGUAGACGUAGAAAUGGCCGAGGCUGGCCCUUCAACAGCUUCUAGUCUUUCUCCUCCUCCGGAACCAGAUUCAGACUACGAAGACGUCGACGAAAAAGAGGACUCGCCAAAUCAUCAACUCACAUCACUGGAGAAAAUAAGCAUCUCGUCACCUCUCAACGGCAUCGAAUUAACAAAAAUGGCAAGACGAUCGGAGCGUAAAACGAACAAACCCAAGACCGUUCUCGUGGCAACUCCUAAGAAGCCCGUAAAGAGGAAGAUUGUCACGAAAGUAUCGUCAGCGAGAAAAGCACCCAAGUGGACAACAGAGAAGCUCUUGACUGACCCAAAGUCACCCCUCGCUAAUGCGGAUCUGAGGUCAAUUCUCUGUCAGCCUGCUGCAUGGGACAUCCUCACCAAGGAAGAACGUGCAGAAAUUAUCGCACUCUUUCCCGCCGGCACCCGCAUCCUGGACGAAGGUACUGACGAUGCGCGUCCUGACUUCGAUGCCCUUCGCAACGACAAUAACUUCCGCCACGACUGUGCUACAUACACGGACAAUAUUGCCCUGGGCAAGCAUGACCCUGAGUGGCUCGAGGAAGCAUGGGCUGCACGGGACCGCCGUAGGGCAGGCGACUUUGACGACUACCUCGUGCAGAAGUUUGAGGAAGAAUGGAGUUGUGAAUUACCGGAAGAAUUUAAACCGAAGCGGGACAGUGGGGUGUCAGCGGCGGUGACUGAAAAAGAGGUUCAAGAGGUGGCCAAGGAGGUUAAUGAGGAUGCUGAGUCAAGCAACGAGGUCAAGAACCACUCCGAGGAGCCAGCCACGGAACUUAAUGGCACUAUAGAGGGCGAGGAUGCCUUGGGAACAUUGGAUAAGGAACCCAAGGUGGACGAGGAGACUCAUGCUGCAAACGAACCGGUCAUUCAGCUGGGAUCACCAGUUCCUGAGGAUAAUGAGGAGUUUACACUGGAGAUCGAGGUGAAGACAGACGUGGAGAAUCCCGCCGCAGCUAAAAGCCAGAAGACGAAGAAUAACUCCCCCUGA